AUGGACGAGGUAUCGGAAAAAGGCAGUGCCACUGUGCAUGGCGAAAAGGAAACCGGGGCGCUGGCGAUAUACACGCGCAUCUUCUCCUACUCUGAAUCAGCAGAUUGGCUGCUCAACGCUGUAGGAUUAGUUGCUGCAAUAGGUUCCGGCGUCGCAUUAGCUAUGAUCGAAUUGCUUUUUGGCAACUUUGUCAACAUCAUUCAAGACUUCACAGCGAGCAGAAGCACUCCUCAGGAAUUUCGCCACGACAUCAGCAGCGCCACCCUGAAUUUCGUUUACGUCUUCGUCGGUCGCUUCGUUUGCAGCUACGUCUUCACGGUUUGCUUGACGAUAACUGGAACGCGCAUUACUCGAAACAUACGCCAGCACUUCCUCGAGGCGACUCUCUCACAAGACAUUGCAUAUUUCGAUGAGAACAAGGGAUCCGUCUCGGUCCGUGUCACCACAAACGGGAAUCUCAUUCAACAGGGCAUUUCCGAAAAACUCGGCCUUGUUAUCCAAGCGACCGCAACCUGCGUAGCAGCCAUAAUCGUCGCUCUUAUCACACAGUGGAAGUUGACGCUCAUUACAAUGACCAUUGCUCCGGUUAUUGUCAUUGUAGUCGGUAUUGCAAUAGGCAUUGACGCCAAGAUCGAGUCGGGAAUCUUGGACAUUUAUGGGCAGGCUGCAGCCCUUGCUGAAGAUGUUAUCUCCUCUGUAAGAAAUGUUCAAGCUUUUUGGAUGCGACCGCACCUUACAGCAAAGUAUGAUGGGUAUCUUGCAGAGGCGCACCGAAGAGGCAAGACCAAGUCGGCGCUUUGGGGUGUCUUAUACUGUACCGAAUUCUUCCUCAUCUAUGCUGGAUUCUCUCUCUGCUUCUGGCGUGGAGUUCACAUGUUCGCUGAGGGAGAAAUCGAUGGGCCUGGUACCAUUGUCACUGUUCUGUUCUCUGUCGUUAUCGCUUCUACAUCGCUCACACAAAUAUCGCCUUACUUUACUGCAUUCGCAAACGCCGCUUCCGCCGCUUCAGCUCUAUUCGACACUAUCGAUCGCCCAUCCCUGGUAAACCCCCUUGGCGAUAACGGAACAAAGCCCGAACAAGCCAUCGGCAACCUCGAAUUUUCACAUGUCGACUUUUCGUAUCCCACGAGACCAAAUGUCAGGGUCUUGAAACAAUUCUCCUUGACAUUCCCGGCCAAAAAGACAACUGCUUUGGUAGGCGCGAGUGGCAGUGGCAAGUCCACCGUUGUUGGUUUGUUGGAACGUUGGUAUAACCCAAAUGGGGGCACGAUCACACUCGACGGUCAUCGAAUAGAGUGUCUCAAUGUCAACUGGUUGAGGACUAGGAUGCGACUAGUGCAGCAGGAACCUGUUUUGUUUAAUGACACAGUAUUUGGAAAUGUCCGCAAUGGCUUGACGGGAACCAAGUGGGAGAACGCUCCACGGGAACAGCAGUUACUUCAAGUCAUCGAAGCCUGUAAACUGUCUAACGCUCAUGACUUUAUCUCGGAACUGCCAGAGGGCUACGACACACAUGUCGGUGAGAGGGCCGGUCUCUUGUCUGGCGGGCAAAAACAGCGUAUCGCCAUAGCCCGAGCCAUUGUUUCCGAUCCAGAAAUCCUCCUCCUGGACGAAGCCACCAGCGCACUUGACCCCCAUUCCGAAACAAUUGUCCAACACGCUCUUGAUCGGGCAGCCGCUAAUCGUACAACCAUCGUAAUUGCCCACAAACUUGCUACCGUCAAGAAUGCGCAUAACAUUGUCGUCAUGUCCAAGGGUGAAGUCAUCGAGCAAGGCAACCAUCAACAUUUGCUUGCAAAAGAUGGUGCCUACGCCCGACUCGUUCAAGCACAGGGUCUUGAGGCCAAAACUCAACCUGGGCUUCUCGAAAACUCGUCUGGAAGUGAAUCAGAAAACGACCUGGUUGAGACUGUGAGCUCGAACGAGGUUGCGCAUGUCGCGGAACAGCAAUCAGGCCUCGAUUACAGCCAUUUCAAAGAGCACGGCAUGUUUUGGGUCGUAGGAAAAAUUCUCGGAGAACAGCGGACCCUUUGGCCUUUAUUCGGCUUCAUAUUUAUCACAUGCUGCGUCGGAGGUGCUGUUUAUCCUGCCCAAGCAGUGGUCCUGGCUGAACUCAUGGAUGUUUUCACCUACACCGGCAAGGAACUCACUAAACAGGGCGAUUUCUUUUCUCUCAUAUUCUUCAUCAUCGCUCUCGCCAACCUGAUAGUCUACUUUAUCCUCGGCUGGUGUAGCAAUGUUGUGAGCCAAGCCUUAACUCAUUUCUACCGGAGAGAAAUGUUGGAUGCACUUCUUCGACAGGACAUCCAGUUCUUCGAUCGUGCCGAAAACACCACUGGUGCUCUGACCAGUCGAUUAUCUUCGCAACCCACUCAACUGCAGGAGCUAAUGGGAUUCAACCUGUCUAUCAUCAUCAUUGUCUUCAUUAAUGUCAUUGCGAGCAGCAUUCUUGGUCUUUCUUUCGGAUGGAAGCUUGGUCUUGUCGUAAUAUUCGGCGGUCUACCUCCUUUGGUCGGCGCUGGGCUUGUACGGAUGCGGCUCGAAGCCAAAAUGAACAACGACACCGGAAAGCGAUUUGCCGACAGCGCUGCUCUCGCUGGUGAGGCCGUCGGAGCCAUUCGCACCGUCUCUUCGCUUGCACUCGAACGCAGGGUCUUGGAAAACUACCGACUAAGCGUGGAUGGCAUCGUUCGUGUGUCCAUUCCCUCAAUCAUACAUUCCAUGUUUUGGUUCGCCCUCUCGCAAUCCAUAGAGUUUUUGGUUCUUGCUCUUGGUUUCUGGUAUGGUUCUCGGCUCGUUUCUACUAGAGAAUACAGCAUGCACCAGUUCUUCAUUGUGUUUGUUGGUGUUUUCCUCAGCGGGCAAGCGGCAGCCCAAUUUUUUAUGUACACGACCAGCAUCACCAAAGCUAUUUCUGCUGGGAAUUACAUCUGGUGGUUGAGGUCAUUGAAGCCCGUCGUGACCGAGACGGAUGAAAAUAAAGACAUCGGUCCAGAUGCUGAUGCUCCGUUGGUCCUCAACGAUGUCCGGUUCUCGUAUCCUACUAGACACGACACAAAAGUGUUGCGUGGUAUCUCAAUAAGUAUCCAACCCGGCAACUUUAUCGCUUUGGUCGGUGGAUCCGGUUGCGGCAAGAGCACCAUGAUCUCAAUGUUCGAACGUUUUUACGAUCCUACGUCCGGUGCGGUACAACUAGGAAAGAACAUCGCGUCCAUGAAUCCCCGCUUGUAUCGUCGGCAGAUGGCACUCGUUCAACAAGAACCAACCCUCUACCAGGGUACCAUUCGGGAAAACAUCUCUCUCGGCCUUGAAGAUGCCAAAGACUCCUCUGAGGAGCGCAUCCUUGAAGCUUGCCGACAGUCCAACAUCUACGACUUCAUCGCUUCCCUCCCCGAAGGCCUCGACACUCUAUGUGGCUCCCGCGGAGCUUCUCUCUCCGGUGGCCAACGACAGCGCAUCGCCAUCGCGCGUGCUCUGAUUCGAAACCCCAAGGUCCUUCUGUUGGAUGAAGCCACAUCUGCUCUCGACACAGAAAGCGAGCGUGUCGUACAGACAGCGCUUUCAGAUGCUGCGAGCCAAGAGAAAAGAAUUACUGUCGCAGUUGCGCAUAGGCUAAGCACGAUCAAAGACGCAAGCUGUAUCUUUGUCUUCUUCGGAGGCAGGAUCGCUGAGUCCGGAACCCACAAACAACUCGUUGACAAGGGCGGGAUGUACUACGAGAUGUGCAAAGCGCAGUCGUUGGAUCAGGCGGUUUAA
This is a messenger RNA of Aplosporella prunicola CBS 121167, 3756 nucleotides long. RefSeq lists its product as uncharacterized. Gene Ontology annotation, biological process: transmembrane transport. Gene Ontology annotation, molecular function: ATP binding; ATP hydrolysis activity; ABC-type transporter activity. The transcript has 10 exons. The record is from RefSeq and is a predicted model, not a curated record. Bases 1 to 3756 code for a protein of 1251 amino acids. NCBI's taxonomy places the organism in Eukaryota, Fungi, Ascomycota, Dothideomycetes, Botryosphaeriales, Aplosporellaceae. Gene Ontology annotation, cellular component: membrane.